AUGGGCGCAAUCAUCGAGCAACUUGGGUAUAAACUGGUUUGGUCAGCCGGUAGUUGCAAGCUGUAUCCUCCCGAUGGUAAGUCGUUGAGGCUUAGGGUCAAAAAUGGUUGCCCGGAAUUGGUAGAGAGCCAGGCCCUUACGCUGAUAUCACGGUUGGAGGAACACAAAAUGCAACAGGUUGAGGAGCUCAGGCGAAGAACGGAUGAGGGGAAGGAUCGCAUCAGACAGGCGAAAAUCGCGAUGCAGCGCACAUGGUGGGAUCAUUUGGUGGAGCAUGUUAGCUCGUCAGCGCCAGCAGCGGGCCACAUGGCAGUAUCCACGGCGCCAUUCUUUCAGGAUGUGCCCGAUCGUGCAUUGUCAGGCCUACUCCCAUCGGAAGAUGUGGACUCCAAGACUUUGUGGAAAGCUCUUGAAGAAGGUAUGCCAAACCUCAACCGGCGAAGGAGGAAGGCACUUCAUCGAGCAUCCAAUUGGGUUGUUCACUUGUUUGCGGGCCCUGGCUCGCACAAGGCUUUCAAACGAUUGGAGUCGCAGGAUACAGUUGUUGUUGAGCUUGACAUUUGCCGCUCAAGGAGCCAAGAUCUUUACCAUGAUCCGCUUUGGACGCUUCUUGCUAAGGUUGCAAAGUUGGGACGAGUUGCGGCGGUCAUUGGAGGUCCACCAACCCGCACGUGGUCCAUGUCAGGGCACCGCGCUGAUGGACCACAUCCACUCCGCUCGCCCACUGAACCGUUUGGCCUGAGCACUCUCACCUCUGACGAGCUGUGGGCGCCGGGGUUUGUGCAAGCCAUCGUGUACGCACUCCAACGUUGGCCCUGUUACCGCAUCAUGAAAUUCACCCAAGCGGAUUGGGAACAGCAUGUUGCGAACAAUCACGUGCCGUACCGCCGUGAUUGUGCAGUUUGCGUGCACGGUGCCGGAAACGGCCGCCGCCACCACGGUGUAGUUCACCCGGAUGUGUAUUGCAUGUCAGCCGACAUUGCGGGGCCCAUCCGUGUGAAGGGCAAAGACCCAGAAAGCCGCAACCACCGACCAGCCACGUUCAAGUACUUCCUCGCUGUGUCGUACCGCUUCCCACGGCUCAAAGGAGUGAAGGAGGAGUCAGACCCCAGCCAAACCGAGGGGUUUGAUGAUGCAGCACUCCUCCCGGGAGGGACGGAUGACCUUGCAGAUGAGGCCUUUCCCGCAGCAGAAGGCCCCCCGCACGAGGAUUACGAGGACUCCCUGUACGAGCCAAGUUUAGCGGAAGAAGAGGAGGAGGGGGAAGGUGAAGGAGUUGAAGGGCCUAGGGAGUUUGCAGCCAAAGUUGCCGAGGAGCAUCCCUGGGAGUCAGCCAGGUGUGAACUCGAAACACCGCCUGACAUGGCGAGGCUGGUGUUUGCAUUUGUAGGAGACUCGCUUGAGGAGGAGCACACACCACCUCCACGCAGGGUUCGCGGCAAGCGGUCUGCUGGUGUGAGACUUGACGACGUGUUUGCACUUGACCCGCCGCCUCCCUUGCCGCCGCCAGCAGAAGCUCCACACCCGGAAGGGCCUGUGUCACCGGUUGAGGAGGAGUCUGCCCGUGUAGCGCGCUUGAGUCUGCAAGACCUCGAAGGUUUAGCUACGGAGCUUAUCGAGGACGACUGGGACCUUGAUGAAGCGUUGUGGGUGUUAGCCGAAGUGUGCAGAGCAGCGCCCCAGCUGCAACACAAAGCUGGGUUGUACCGUCACGGAGGUGUCGUAGGAGUUUUAGGGGGUACCACAGAUAAGCCUUGGCUGACAGAGCUUAUGAAUAUGGUGCUUUCCGCAGUUGCACCCACAGCUGAGUACACCUCGCUUUGGUUGUCUAAUUCCACUGUUCAACCCGUGCACGCCGACCACCACAACCUGCAGGGAUCCACAAAUGUAGUCCUCCCUUUGAAGCUCCCGCCUAACGGAGGGGAUUUGUGGAUAGAACUCAAGCCUGGUGACCUAGUCAGUGGCCCUGUAGAGGAGCGGGUAGACGGCAAAGGUAGGCGCUGGUUAGGGACAACUCACAAGUUAGAGCGCGGUAAGCCCUUCUUCCUAGACCCUACUCGCCGCCACGCCACCACUCCCUGGAAGGGUGAGAGAGCAGUGCUUGUCGGCUACACUGUCAACACGUUAGGCAAAGAGCUUGAGCACGAGUUUCAAAGCCUUGAAGCUUUAGGUUUUCCACUCCCAGCGUCGGUACGUUUACCGCUGACUGAGCAGCAAGACGUGAGACGUCUAGACGCGUUUGACUGCUUCGAAGAAGAGCCCCUUCAGGAGACAAAGGCACGUCACCCUGACGGGAAGACUUCUGAGUUAGCGCCUGGGACUGUGCUUAAAGGCGGAGGUUGGAAAGAAACCCAAGCCGUAGAAGCAGGUACUGUAGAGCUGGAGGUGUCGUGGAACCUGAAACACUCGCCGGACCAAAGGCGAACCCAGUCUGAGCACGCCCUGCUGGCUUGCCAACCAGACACCGAGACACAGGUUGAGGAGGAGGAGGAGGGCUUAAGCGAAGACUCCUUGCCGGAACAACCAGUGCUGUGGGAGUUGUGGGUUCCACACCCGCAGACAGGUGAGCAGCUGUGUGUUCUCAGGUCUGACGACUCGGACGCGAGUGAAGCUUGUGCCCUUUGCAAGUCUGAGCCGGUUUACACUACCAACGUAGAGCUGUUGCUUGACGGGUUGCAAGAACCACUGCAGGUAGUCCACACUGUAGACCCUCGGGAUGCAGAGCAAUGCAUCGAGAAGUGGAUGCCGUCCAUUCACAAGGAGAUCGGUGUCAUUGAGAAGGCUGUGCGGCGACUGCCCCCUGCAGAGGUCCGUUCCGGAGGUUGGCUAAAGCGCAAGGAAGUGAAGGUGGUUCCGUCUAAGUUUGUGUUCACAGUCAAGCCACCAGACCCUGCUGAAGCCUCCCUCGCUACCCGGAAGGGUCAGGCUUACCACAAGCGCAAGGCUCGCCUGGUCGCUUGUGGCAACCACGCCCCCGGCACAGGGUCUGAAGUCUACGCUUCAGGUGCUGCUGCAGAGACACUCCUUGUGGGUGGUGAUAAUCAAUGCGAGAGCCAGAUUGCUGUCGGCAAGAACCAGUUGCGCAGUCUCAAUGCUACGGGCAGAAUGGCACCUCGCAAUGCGCACACGACCCUUGCUUUUGCCCGUCGCCUGUUGCGGAAACCUGGCUUGAAGCCCAUUUUCCAGGCCUUGCGUCUUCAUCGUACAGAGAGAGCGGGACUGCUGGGAUGCGAUCCGUCGCACUACUGCGAAGCCUACAGUGAAACUCAAGCUGUGGGCACUGGGACCGUGGCGCAGCAAGACCUGCAGCUGAGUGCCUUCGCUGUCCUGCUCGCCUUCUUUCAGGUCGUAGGUGCUGCCAGCCAGACAACGGACGAGGAAGAAGACUUGUCUCUCCCCGUGUCGCUUGAUGCAGAUUUGAUGUUGGCAGUAUCCAUCAUCUGCAUUGGUAUCUGCUUCAUUGCAGUGUGGGAGUUCUUCAAGUGGUGCCUUCAAGGCGUCAUCUCCCGCCGAGAGGCAGGGACACCCGUGUUGUCUCUGAGCCCCCGCAAGGCGCGCAAGUUACAGCGCCUUCGAGAUCAAACUGCGCAGGCCAUCCAGGCCGAGAUCUCUGCACGUGAGGAGGCAGCAAGCUCGCAGUCUGUAACCUUCGUGACUUACCAGAUCGUGCUGUCCAGCUUAGCAGACAGGCUCGUCGCGGACAAUGAAGUACCAGCCAUGCCGAAAGCCAUGGACAUUGCCGUGCGCCGAUGUGUGGAUGUCCUCGUGGGCAUCGUGGUGGCCACGGUCGUUAGUAUCUUCUUGGCGCCGGAUCGUGGCAUCGAUGAACUUCGUGAUCGUGAGAACGAAGCGCUGAAAUGCGCCGUGAGUGCACUUCGCCGUGCGGGAGCAGUGCUCGCUGCAACAGCUGCUGGCCAGACCCGCGACGCCACGGAGGACGAGGAGGCUUGGACCGAACUUCGGAACGAAGUUUGGACCUCUUUCGAGGCGUUGAACUUUGCGGGGGAUGGGCAGCCGGGUGUUGGCGACGUGUUGGAAGAUGCUCGCUGGGAGGGUCGCUGGGGCGUGGAUGGCGGCUUCCUCGUGCUAGGUGGCCUUCUUUGGCUGCCGGGCCGCUGCUUCCGCUGCUGUGGCCGCCGGAAGAAGCCAAGCAGCCGGAAAUGCCUUCAGGCAGUUCUGGAAAUUUCCCGGCUGCUUCGCAUCGUGAACAUGCUCGUGGCCAUAUUGCAUGAGGGCCUCGGCGAGGACGCAGAGCUCCCGCUUUCCAACGACCGGCGUGUCCUUCAAGCCUUGGGUCCCAAUGGCGAGGGCCUUGCCGAAUCUCUAGAUGCAGCGUUGGCGGCUGCCUCCGCCAUGCUGACUGGGCAGAAUGGUGGCAAAGUCGAGCCAGUGAUGGCAGAUCUGGAGGAGCGCAACCGACUGCUCCUUCUUGGUGCGGGUGCAUCCCGCAAGAAGGCUGGAGGAUUGGCCCGCAACCAAAACCUUGGGGGACUUCGUGCAGCCGCAGCGAUCAAGCUCCUGGACAUCUCCAUCCGAGCCCUUGGCGAGUCCCUCCGAAGCCUCGCUUUCCAGAGGCUUUAA
Molecule: messenger RNA, 4581 nt
Organism: Symbiodinium sp. CCMP2592
Lineage: Eukaryota; Dinophyceae; Suessiales; Symbiodiniaceae
Source: the annotation of a GenBank genome assembly